Messenger RNA from Symbiodinium sp. CCMP2592, 4377 nucleotides. The record is from the annotation of a GenBank genome assembly. NCBI's taxonomy places the organism in Eukaryota, Dinophyceae, Suessiales, Symbiodiniaceae.
AUGGCAGACAAGCGCAGCUUUCGUCGGAUCUGUGUGUAUGGCGGCAGCAGCGCGCAGGUGGAUAGAGAGUAUCUGCAGAGCGCUGCUGACCUGGGAACAGCCUUGGCACGGCAUGGUAUUGGGGUGGUCUUCGGUGGUGGUAAAGCAGGCAUGAUGGGAGCCUUAGCAGAUGCAGCAUUGGCGCAGGGUGCUGAAGUUAUCGGUGUCAUUCCAAGGAAUCUGGUGGAAAAGGAAGUGGCACACACUGGUUGCACUUGUUUGAGAGUCGUGGAGUCCAUGCAUCAGAGGAAAGCCCUGAUGGCCGAGCUUGCAGAUGCGUUCAUCGCGCUUCCGGGAGGAUGGGGAACUCUGGAGGAGUUUAGCGAAGUUGUCACAUGGACACAGCUGAACAUUCACCUGAAGCCAGUCGGUUUGCUGAACAAGUGGGGCUUCUGGGACCACUUGCUGAGAUGGGCGGAGCAUGCGUGUGAAGCAGGAUUCCUGUCGAUGAAAUCGAAGAAGAUGGUCUCGGUGUCAGACGAUCCUGAUGCUUUGGUUCGCGCAAUGCAAGUUGCUGAACUACCUGAUGCGGCGGAGAAGUUGGGGAAACUCCAACAGCGAGUCGACACCGGGGUGCGUGCAUCGUUCCGCAUCGGGAUGUUUUUCAGCGCGCUGAGCUUAAGUGUGACAGUGCCCAUAUUUAUGAUCGGACUCGUGGCCAUUUGGAGAACUCAAAUGGCAGCCGCCGCAGCUCCCCUGCGAGCCACUUCCGAUGGUGAGUGGGCAGGCUGCAUGCCUGUGAUCGCCGUCGGCAAGAUGAAGCUUAGGAUUGGAGAGGCCCGCAGCGGGUCGCCCGUGCUCUUCGACCAGGGCGUCUAUUCGGCCGUCAGCCAGGAUACGGGAGAGGAGGUCGCUGUGAAAGAGAUGCGCUGUGGACAAGGAGCCGGAAUACUACCGGAUGCGAGCGUUCAAAGGGCAAUGUUCGAGGUGAAGGCUCGGGUGGACACACAUCUUCAAGCCGUCUUCGCUCUCAGUACGGCUUAUCACGAGCGCGAGCUACUUGUGGAGGAUGCCAGGGUUCCCAGUUCGCCUUCGCAGUCACGGUACUGUACUUCGUUCCUGCAUGCGGCAGCUGCCGCCAGGGACAGCCAAGCAGAGCUCAUCAUCCAAGAGCUGCUGCGGCAACUUGCGCCGACUUUCCGCGAAUUGAACGGAACCUUCUUGUCGCCUGCUCCGAAGCUCGACCUGGACCUGGCAAGGCGAGAUGCGAAGAUAUGCGAAGAUGCGAGACUGCUCCACUCUGCCUCUGAGGCCGGCGUGGCACCCUCUGAGGCCUCGGCUUUGGAGGCCCUCUACUUCUUCACAUUCCCCCAAGUCAGCGAAGCUUUGCACCCUGAGUUCACCUUGCUGGACUUUGGCUCCAGCGUCGACUUCGGUGCCUGGAGCAGUGGCUCUGGCGCGGAGGGCUCCUGGAACUUCGAGAACCCGACCGGAGAUGCGAGGUACUGGGGCCCAGCCUCGUGGGUUCGAUUCCUUCGCGGAGCGCAGGCCCUGGACGGGAGCCUGGAAAUGCAGUACUCCAGGCACUUGGACGGCUUUGCGUUGGCCAUCUGUGCUUUGGAGACCCUUGCCAAGCUGCACACCGAGCGCUUUCCCAUGGAGGUUAGGCAUGACGGCGACGUCGCCUUUGGCAGGGAAAUGCAGGUGGCUUUCUUGGAUAGCAUCCAGCAGUUCCACAAUGCCUGGUCAAGAUACUGGAGAUUCGCAGUAGCCUCGUUCGAGAGUUUGGCCGAGUAUUCGCAGCUUGUCUGCCUCGGAGAGCAGCAAAAGGCGACCCAGGCCUGGAAGGACCCCGCAGGCUGCAAGUUUGUAGCCGGUGUUCCAGAGUUUCUUUCCGGACUUGGCCGCCUUGGCCAUGCGUUGGCUCGAGCUUCCUGGUCUCACGCCGCGCCGCCGCGACGGCGAGGGAAGCUGGCGGUCAUGCGCAAGGACGCAUUGAGGCCCCGGCUUUGGGGGCUCGGUUGCGCAGCCAUCCUGACCUUCAGCCUUGUCCAGGAGACAGCCUUCACUUCAAGCAGACUGCCUAGACAUGUUCUGCCUGCGGCCAGCCACAUGGAGGCCGGUGGUCGAGACCGAGUGGUGAGAUAUGCAGAGGCCUUCGAUCCUUUCGGAUGGAAGGGAGCUCUCAAAGACACCGUGGAGGGCCUCAUGGACAGCCUGGGCACGGAUGAAGAGCCCAGCAGGGAAGAGGAGCAGAUGGUCGUAGAGAGCCGUUGUGCUGUGCAUGUGGGCACUGAGCCAGCUUCUGUUGCCGCUUGGCUCGAAGCAGCAGUGGACAAGGUCAGGGGGGCCGUCCCACCGAGUCCGCUUAAAAAUCGUCUACUCCCCAGUUUGCAUAACCCUAUAAACCUACAAAAAGAAUCUGUUUCUCCAUUCUCAGAAGCGCGUGCUGCGUCCGAGGCAGCGCUCUGCACUGAGGCCUCUUCAAAGCGUUCACUUCUCCUCACUUCUCCGCCUAAGCAGACAUGGCGGGCGUACCUCAGUUUGCAUCCUUGUAUGUGGGUGACCUGCACCCUGAUGUCACUGAGGCGAUGCUUUACGAGAUCUUCAACUCCGUUGGGCCCGUGGUCUCUUGGUUAUGGUUAUGUCAACUUCCACAGUGUUUCUGAUGCUGAACGUGCCCUGGACACGCUGAACUAUUCAAGCAUCAAGGGCCGCGCAUGCCGCAUCAUGUGGUCCCAGCGUGACCCCAGCCUCCGCAAAAGUGGCCUUGGCAAUGUUUUUGUCCGAAACUUGGACAGGAACAUCGACAACAAGGCUUUGUACGAUACCUUCAGCCUCUUCGGCAACAUCCUCUCCUGCAAGGUUUGCACCGGGCCAGAUGGUAAGUCCCGCGGAUACGGUUUUGUGCAUUACGAGACCGAAGAGGCGGCCAAACAGGCCAUUGAGCGCGUCGACGGCAUGCAAAUCGGGGAAAAGACGGUUGGAGUGUCUGGCUUCGUGAAGCGCCAAGAUCGUGAGAAGCCAGCAAUGAACACCUUCACCAAUAUUUACAUCAAAAACUUCCCUGACGACUGGGACGAGGACAAGCUCAAGGCGGAGUUCGCACCCCACGGAACUAUCACUUCCUCUCAUGUGACGACCGAUAACAAGGGCCGUAAGUCUGCCUUCCUCAACUACGAGAGCCACGACCAAGCUAUUCAGGCUAUCAGUGCUAUGCACCAGAAGGAUUGCCGCACUGAUGAGCAGAAGGAAGCAGACAAGGAAAAGGAAGAGGAAGAGAAGGAUCGCACAGAAAAGAGCUACUUGCUCUACGUUGCCCGCGCACAGUCCAAGUACGAGCGCCAGAUGGAGCUCAAGGAGAAGAUGCCGCCAAAGGAUCCGGCGGCCGGACAGUCACGUUCGCAGGGUGUCAACCUGUACAUUAAAAACUUGGAUGAGGCCACAGAUGACGACUCCUUAAAGGCUCUUUUCGAACCCUUUGGCAACAUCACGUCGGUGGUUGCUAUGAAGGAGGGUAAUGGCAAGUGCAAGGGCUUCGGCUUCGUGUGCUUCUCCUCUCCGGACGAAGCCACCAAAGCUGUUACCGAGAUGCACCUCAAGGUCGUGAAGGGAAAGCCUUUGUACGUGGGCCUGGCAGAGAAGCGUGACGUCCGAGCCGAGCGCCUGCGUCAGCGCUACUCCCCUGGCGGCAUGGGAGGAAAAGGCAUGGGAGGAAAAGGAAAGGGUGGAAAGGGCGGCAUGGGCAUGGGCGGCAUGGGUAUGGGUGGCAACCAGAUGUACGGCAACCCGAUGGGUGGCAUGGGUGGCCCCAUGGGAGGUCCGCCAAUGAUGGGCAUGGGUGGCAUGGGCAAAGGCAACAUGAUGGGCCAGGGCGGACCGAAUCCUGGAAUGAUGGGCCAGAAGGGCAAGGGCAUGCCCAACAUGCCAAUGAACCCGCAGAUGAUGGGAAUGGGUGCGAUGGGCAAGGGCAUGCCUGGUGCAAUGGGAAUGCCCGGAGCCAUGGGCAAAGGAGGCAUGCCGAUGCCAAUGGGACCCAUGGGCCCAAUGGGCCCCAUGGGAAUGAUGCGACCUGCCAUGCCUCAAAUGCCGAUGAUGCGCCCAGGCAUGCCUACCCCAAUGCCGCAGCCGACGCAGCCGACACCCGCCGCCAACCCAGGAUCUGGGCAGCAACUGACAGCUGCAGCCCUUGCCGCUGCUGCACCGCCAGUGCAGAAGCAGCUGAUUGGCGAGCGUCUGUUCCCGGCGAUCUCCAAGUACCAGCCAGAGCUGGCAGGUAAAAUCACAGGCAUGAUGCUCGAGAUGGACAACUCUGAACUGUUGAUCUUGUUGGACAGCGAGCCCCAGCUCAAAGCCAAGGUGGACGAAGCAAUGCGUGUGCUCGAGCAAGCCAAGUAA